Molecule: messenger RNA, 3860 nt
Organism: Pseudoliparis swirei
Lineage: Eukaryota; Metazoa; Chordata; Actinopteri; Perciformes; Liparidae
Gene: sh3bp2
Product: SH3-domain binding protein 2
Exons: 12
Coding region: 16-1884 (622 amino acids)
Biological process (GO): signal transduction
Molecular function (GO): SH3 domain binding
Source: RefSeq, a predicted model, not a curated record
CGUGCUGCUGACGUCAUGUCCGCUCCAUCCGUGAGGAAGAAGAAGUCAUUUGCUCGUAGCUACAAGUCAAGCGUCAGGAUAUGUAUUCGAGAACAGAGAAUUGACAUAACCAUGUCAUCUCCAGAGAUGUGCUGGCCGGUGCCGAUGCCGGCCAUCGGGGCUCAGAACCUCCUCACCAUGCCAGGAGGGGUUUCGACUUCGGGAUACCUCCACAAGAAGGGAGGCAGCCAGUUCAGCCUCAUAAAAUGGCCACUGAGGUACAUCAUCAUCCACAAGGGCUGCGUAUACUACUUUAAGAGCAGUACCUCUCCUGUACCACAAGGGGCGUUCUCUCUCAACGGCUACAACAGGGUUAUGAGAGCAGCAGAGGAGACGACAUCCAGCAACGUGUUUCCCUUCAAGAUCGUCCACUUCAGUAAGAAACACAGGACGUGGCUUUUAUCUGCAGCCAGUGAGGACGAGAGGAGGAAAUGGAUGCGAUACCUGCGGAGGGAGAUAGAUCAUUAUAACGAGAUAAAGGAGUCCCACAUUCCAAGUAAUUCAGAUUCAGAUACCGAGAGUUUCUAUGGCACGGUUGAGAAGCCUAUGGAUAUCAAACACCACGUCGAUAACGCAGCUGAUGAAUAUGGAGAGGAUGACGACGGUGAUGAUGAAGAUGACUAUCUGGAGCCAGACAGCGACUAUUUGUCGACAUCAACCUCUUCAGGUCGACCCGCGGGUCCGCCCCCCUCCUAUCCGCCUCCCCCGGUGCCGGUGUCAUUCCAUCUCCGUCAAAACUCCAGUCCAGGUUUCCACAAAGGCCCACCUCCUUCCAUCCCUCUGCUACACAGGAUCCCAACCAGCCCACUGCCCAAAGAACCCCUGUUCUGUGUCCCCACUCCCUCCAUACUGAAGGACCCUUCCAAAGGCAUGGCUCCUCCUCUCCCAUUCGCCCCCCACCUGCUCAAGUCUGUGUCUCCCACCCCCCCACCUCCUCCUCCCCCCAACGCAAAGAGAACGUUCAGGGUGACAUCCGUUGGGGGACCUGGGAACGACAAGAGAGACUGGAGGCCUCUGCCGGGCAUUUCGGUCGAAUCCCCCAUCACUCUGCCUAUCUGUGACCAAUUGGAGACCAGGAUGGUCUUAAAUGGCCCCGCCCACUGCUCACUUCACACUGGCGGGAGCCAAUCCGUGGGCAACAACAACCACAGGGGGAUGAGCAAUUACCGUAGCCAGCCAAGCCUACCUCCUCUGUAUAACAUCGGAGUGUCCUCCCUCAGACCUGUGAUGUCAGACUCCCUCUUCCUUAGCAAGACGUCCUCCAGUCACCCCCCACUGCCGGGUCCCCCUCCACACUCUCCUCUGCUUAAACCUGGACUUCAUAACAAGCCAGGGAUACCCAAACCUCCUCCGCUAACAGCCAAACCCCCAUUGCCUGCAGUCAAGUCCAGGCCGCCAGGAAUCCCACAAAGAGAGUCUCCGGACGGCCAGAGCUUCCGUUUGUCGGGAGACGAGACGCCGACAGGAUUCAGGAGUAAACGAGACUCAGACAAGUCUGAUGACGACUACGAGAACAUGCAGCUGCCAAACUCUGUGUUCAUUGAUACAACUGAAACCAGCUUUAUAGAAAAGUUGUUCAGAGAGAGUGCCCUGCCUCUACAGGAUGGACUGUACUGCAUCCGAAACUCAGGAACCAAAAUUGCAAAGGUGUUGGUGGUGUGGGAUGUCAGUAUAGACAAAGCCAGGAACUAUCGACUGUUUGAAGAGGAGGACCGUACGUUUCUGGACAACGAAGUCACCUUCCCCACUCUGUCGGCUGUGAUCGAACACUACUUUCGCCAUCCUCUUCCUCACCACGGCUCACUUUGCCUGCAGAAGCCCUACACAAAGACAGUGGGCCUCUGAUCAACGCCGUCAAACCAAAAGGGGAGCGGAGAGUCGGGGCCUUCCCUGCAAGUGAAAUCCGUCUCCGCCCACCAGCGGGAGCGUGGCGAUGAACUCGCUCACACAGAUGAAAUAACUGUCACAUUGCAUCAGAAUAGAUCGUGCCUCUCACUGGGAAAUGUCUGAAGCACAAUCCAUUAGCCAGUCUGAUUUAUAUUGUCCUCGUGGGGGCGCUGUGACACUAUAUGGCAAGAAAAAGGAGAAGAAAAGUCCAUCCAGCUUCAUGUGAAAUGGGGUUUUACCUGCAGUUCCUUUGGGUCUGUGCCACUUGUGGAGAAGUCAAGUCCCUGUUUGUACUGCAAAUACCUGUUGAUGUGACACAGCGUUUGAACUGCCAAAUCCUGUUGAUGUGACACAGCGAGACCAUCCCGCCACUAGUGAUAAAACAUUACAUUUUUACAAAAAGGACAAUUUAGGUGGAAUCAACCAAACAGUAUUUCAAUCAGGGAAGACCCGUUAAAUGAAGUAAGGAUGUUUAUUGUUAACAUGUGAUGUGCAAUGAUGAAGUCUCAGAGUCUUUAGCGCUUGGAUUCUACGGGGAGAUUUGUAGUUGAGGGCCAACUGCCCCGAUCAGCAACGAGAUAGAUGUUGUUGAUGUCCCCUCCCCUUCUGGAUAUUGUCACGUGCCCAGUCCAAGUCUAUCAAAAGUCAAAGUCAAAGUCAGUUUUAUUUGUCAAUUUUCCAUAUGUGCAAACAUACAGAAGAUCGAAAUUGCGUUUCUCUUCUGUCCAACAUAAAGUGAAUUGUGCAACAUAUAGACAACAUAGAGUGCAAAAAUAGUAAAAAACUUGUGAACAUAUAGACAACAUAAAGUGCAUAGACAACAUAAAGUGCAAAAAUAGUAAGAAACAUGUAAACAUAUAGACAACAUAAAUUGUGCUAGCAGCAUUCAGACAUGCAAGUCUGAAAGAGGACGAGCUGGUGGCAUUUUAAUGAGUUGUUGAAAUGCACAGCUCCAGGGUUCUUUUGAUCGUUCGUACGUUACUGAGAUGCGGGUGUGUUUCGUAUGAAAGCAAAGCACAGAGGCAUUUGCUCAUACAUAUGGCUCCAUUUGUGUUAGAAGUAAUGAUAUCGUUGAUAUCAAAUGUUUUUACAUGAACCCGGAUGAGUAAAUGUUUGGCCUUGAAAAGUGACAGUCAAUCGUACGCAAUGUGCACACGACAAGAAAGGAGUAGAUUGUUCUGGAGUGAGCUCAUCUCUUUCUAUGAGUUUGUGAAUGUUUCGACCAGACUGUCCACAAUGCCUGGAGAAUAAUUUAAAAACAGAAUUUGAGGAUUUUUAUCAGAAUUCCAAAAAUGCUCAAACCCACAUUUGCCCAAAGGAGAGUAGUUUAUAAUGCAGAUGAUGCUUACAUUAUCUGAAUCAUUCCUUCAGACAAGAAUAAUGCUCAGGCUGAAUCCAAAAUGUCGUGAAGAACUUUUUGGAUUAUGUUUAUAAUCGACAGAGCUAUAACUAUCUUGUGGAUGCUACUGCCAACAACUGGAUCGGUAUUUGAUGGCAACAUCUUUAUAUAUUUCACAAAUCUGAAACAAGCCGGUCUUCCUGACUACACUUGUCUGUGUAAUCAAUGGGAAACACAUAUUUAUUUACUGUGCAGAAGACAUGCACCAAGCCCAAAAACUGUAAUUGAGAUUUUAGCCUCCCACAUGGGGCAUGUCAAACUUCAAUAUGUUGUACUUUUUCUUGCAAGUCCUUGGAGCGUAGAAGACAUCUUAUUAAUGGUGUAAAUUGUCGGAUUGAUCAUGAAGACAUUUUAUUUUGAUUCCUUCUCAACUGUUAAAAUGUUGACAUUCUUCUAAUACAGUUUGCACAGCACUGACAUUAACACUGUAACAAACUAUAUGUAUAUAUUAAUGUUGUAAGUACUGUACAAAAAAAGAGGUAAAUGUAUAGUUUUCUACAGAAAUAUAUGAGAGUGUAUAAAGGAUCAAUCAGUG